UUCGCUUUAUCCAGCUCGCCGUUUCAAGGUCAGUAGCUUGGCUUUGGCUUCCAUCUUCUUCUUCUUCUUCUCCAUUCCUCCUUUUGAUUACAUUUGGAAGUUUAUCUGGCCUUCCAAUGAUUUCUUCCUUCCUUCUCCCCCAGUCAAUUCAUGCUGUCAGUGGAGCGGUUUUGGUCUUUUGAUCGAUCUCUCUGAUAGCUAGGAUGAAUUUUUUUUUCUCCUAGUCCUUCCCCAGUCAAUGAACGAUGGGUCAGCUAAUUUCCGUCGAUCGUUUCAGUUAUAGAGCUAGGUUACUGAAUUAGGGGUUUCGUGCGUGUUGUGAUAUCGAGCUGAUUGAACAUAUUUCAGGCCCUGGCUCUGGAAAGCUACUUAGACUCCAGCCACCAGGGAGGAGUGCCUUCCAUGGCACCCUCUCGUGUGGUUGGAGGGUUAGCCCAAUCUUCCUCAAGUUCUGGAAUUUUCUUUCAGGGGGAUGGGCACUCCCAGGCUGUACAUAACUCUCACUUAGCCUCAUCAUUUGGGAACUCAUCCAGUUCGAUUCCUGGGACUGGGCGUCCCAACCUGGGUCCAGUUUCUGGGGAUAUGAAUAAUGCUGUUUUAAACAGUGUCGCAAAUUCUGGGCCAAGUGUUGGGGCAAGUUCAUUGGUGACUGAUGCGAAUUCGGCAUUCUCUGGAGGAGGCCCUCGUUUGCAGAGAAGUGCCAGCAUUAACACAGAGUCGUACAUGCGCUUGCCAGCUUCACCUAUGUCAUUUUCUUCCAAUAACGUAAGCAUCUCUGGCUCUUCAGUUGUCGAUGGUUCUUCGGUGGUGCAGCAAGGAAAUCACCAAGAAUCUAGUGCACCACAGCACCAGCAAAGUCAGCAGCAGCAACAACAUGGGGCUUCAAGUGCUACAUCUUUACCCUCAUCACAAAAUGGGCACAUGUCACUUCCCAUGGAUGGACGAGUUCCUGGAUCUUAUUUUCAGGACCCUAAUUUAUCACAGGUACAAAAGAAGCCCCGGUUAGAUAUCAAGCAGGAAGAUAUUCUGCAGCAGCAAGUGUUGCAGCAGAUGUUGCAGAGGCAGGACCCCAUUCAGAUGCAGGCGCGUAACCCACAACUACAAUCACUGCUUCAGCAGCAGAGACUGAGGCAGCAACAGCAGAUUCUCCAAUUUAUGCCACCGAUGCAGAGAGCCCAAUUUCAGCAACAGCAGCAGCUGCAGUUGAGGCAGCAGCAAAUGCAGCAACAACAACACCAACAACAGGCCAUGCAGCCGACAUCUGUUCCCGUUAAGCGUCCCUACGAUGGGGGUGUAUGUGCUCGACGGAUGAUGCAGUAUCUGUAUCAUCAGCGACAGAGGCCAGCUGAGAAUACUAUUGCAUAUUGGAGAAAAUUUGUAGCAGAGUACUAUUCCCCUCGGGCAAAGAAAAGGUGGUGCUUGUCAUUAUAUGAUAAUGUUGGGCAUCAUGCACUAGGGGUAUUUCCCCAAGCAGCAAUGGAGGCAUGGCAGUGUGACAUCUGUGGUUCGAAGUCCGGAAGAGGAUUUGAGGCAACUUUUGAAGUGCUACCUCGACUUAAUGAAAUAAAGUUUGGUAGUGGCGUCAUCGACGAGCUUUUGUUUUUGGACCUGCCUCGUGAAUGUAGAUUUUCUUCUGGAAUAAUGAUGCUGGAGUAUGGUAAAGCAGUCCAGGAGAGUGUAUAUGAGCAACUUCGUGUUGUUCGUGAGGGCCAGCUUCGUGUUAUAUUCACCCACGAUUUGAAGAUAUUGUCCUGGGAAUUUUGUGCACGGCGCCAUGAAGAACUGCUUCCUCGUAGGGUGGUAGCUCCUCAGGUAAAUCAGCUGGUACAGGUUGCACAGAAGUGUCAGAGCACAAUUUCUGAAAGUGGAGCUGAUGGUGUUUCACAGCAGGAUCUCCAAGCAAGUAGCAAUAUGGUCCUGACAGCUGGGCGCCAGCUUGCUAAGAGUUUGGAGUUACAGUCUCUGAAUGAUUUGGGGUUCUCCAAAAGAUAUGUUAGAUGUUUGCAGAUCUCCGAGGUUGUCAAUAGCAUGAAGGAUUUGAUUGAUUUCUGUCGGGAACAAAAGGCUGGGCCAAUUGAGAGCCUAAAAGUUUACCCUCGGCAUAAUAACUCUGCAGCCAAGCUCCAGAUGCAAAAGAUGCAAGAAAUGGAGCAGCUGGCAAGCUCUCAGGGUGUACCUACUGACCGGAACACCCUCAAUAAGCUGAUGGCUUUGCAGCCCUCUGCUGGAAUAAAUACUGCCAUGAACGUCAACAACAACAAUAAUCACCACUUCGGUAAUCGAGGAGCAGUAGGUUUAAGUGGUUCGGCCCAGGCUGCAUUGGCCCUUUCCAACUACCAAAAUCUUCUCACGAGGCAAAACUCCAUGAAUUCAAACUCCAGCUCGCUUCAACACGAACCUCCUUCAUCUUCCUUCAACAAUAAUUCUGCCCCAAGUCCAUCUUCCAACUUCCAAGGACCUGCUGGUUUCCCUCCCGGAGGACCCAUGCAAAACUUACACCAACAACAACAGCAGCAACAUCAGCGUUCAUCGAGUUCCAAUAAUUUGUUUCAACAAAACCAUCAUCAACAAAGCUCUCAAGGCAGCAAUCAGGCAUUGGAACAGCAGAUGAUACAGCAACUGCUGCAGGAGAUGUCAAAUAACAGUAGCGGGGGAGGAGGAGCUCAGCUGCAGCGUUCUGUUUCUGCACAGAAUGGGAAUGGUGGUUCUGCAGGAAGGAACAGUGUGGGCCCUGCCAUCUCUGGAGGUAGACCUGCAGCAAGUCGGAGCAACAGUUUCAAAGCUGCUGCUGCUUCACCCAGUGAUUCGUCAGCUGGUGGUGGUGGCGGCAGUGGCAGUGGCAGUGGUUAUAAUAAUAACAAUCAAAAGGUUGGGGCCAUGCCUAAUCAGAAUUUGCAGCAGCUGCAGGAUGACAUGCAAGAUAUCGCUGCUGAGUUUUCAGAUAGUGGGUUUUUUAACAGUGACCUUGGCGAUACUAUGGGCUAUGACUGGAAAGCAUAAUAAACAACUUCUGGUUUUGGCUCUUAGCUUAGUUGUUUGGUUUUAUUGAAUGAGUUUUUUGGCCAUCUCGUUUGUACAGAAUUAUACUCUCCCCUCCCAGAACCGUUUAUUGCGAAUCGUAAGGGAACAAAACUUAUUGUGCUUAAAUAGGUAAUAGCUGCCAUUAUUCCUCCGUUUUUCUGGUCAUGCAAUUUGUAAUGUACUAUGAUGAUAACUAGUAAGCUAAUAUGAUAUACAUUUUCAUUAUCAAUGGUAAUCGAUGAUAACGAAUGCCCCCAUAGUAACCGAAGCCAUAGCAUGGAGAUGGCUUCAAGUUGUUCAUGACCGAUGAUCGGCAAUUAGUCGCUCUUAUGACAAUCUUCACACUCAGGAGCUAGCCUGGUGGGAGGCAUCCCCUUGAUCCCUUGAUUCUCUCCCCAAAAGUCUGACAACAAAACUGCGCAAAAGAGAAGCUGCAAUUCUUCUCCCUCGUAGGGAUGCACUGGCCGCUUCACUAGAUUCUGUUUCGGGAGUGUACUCUAAGGAGCACUCUCCAGUGGAGUCAGUUAGCUCGACGUCAAAUGGUUUCAUGAGCUGCUGUCCAGCUGCUUGAACAUGAGAGAGACUGAUGUAAUGUAAACCAUCUAUCUCUUGUCUCUGAGCUCUGCCAAGUAGCUCAACUUGCAGAAUCCCUCCUAUGCAAAGUACCGGUUCUGGCAGCUUGAAUUUUUGCAGUUGGCUUUCCUGCAGCCAUGGGAAAUUCAGGGGAGGUGUAAGACCAGACAAAAUGGUCAUCUCUUGGUCUAUGGCCAUAUGUAACAAUCGCUAUAUCAUCCUCCAACUCCAUUGGGAACUUUGAAUGACCGAGUCUAAACCGAACGCUUUUUGAUGAGUAUAUAGGGAACCCAUACUGGAAGUACGCUUGAAAAGGCUGAACAUGGAUUUCAGUGACUAGACAUAACUUGGAUGCCAACUUGUAAACUAAUCUCUCAGGAACGUCUGGAUUGGCUUGCCCUUUACUAGACCAGUAGGAUGCUCGAUCCUCAACUCUAUCGCCUGCCUCCAAGGUAUUCUGAAUCGUCUCUUCUGGGUAAUUAUCUGUGCUGGAUGCACAGAUGGCCUCCGAGAUGCAGUCUUUCGUCACAACUGGAGAAAGGCCACGUGCCAGAAACGCGUAGACUCUAUGGUUCCUCUUGAGCCACUCCCAGCUCCUUCUACAGUCACUAAUCCGACCUACCGGUUCAAUCAGAUUAUCCACUUCAAUGAGAUCAACGUUACUACACAUUCCAGGAAACUUCCUC
Molecule: messenger RNA, 4280 nt
Organism: Linum tenue
Lineage: Eukaryota; Viridiplantae; Streptophyta; Magnoliopsida; Malpighiales; Linaceae
Source: the annotation of a GenBank genome assembly